GCUAGCUCUUCUCUGUUCUCUCCUCCACGACAAGGUCGUCUACCUUGCAGAUAGUACUCCACCUGCAUCGCCGAUAGGCAUGGACGCCAACUCGUCAAGGUCGUCCGGCCCGGCCUCUGCCGGCGACGUUGGCGUUGACCCGAACGCCCCUGCCGAAGGCGACUGGCGCGCCCAGCUCCAGCCCGCGGCGCGCGGCAGGAUCGUCAAUAAGAUAAUGGUAACUCUGAAGAAGCAUCUGCCAGUAUCAGUGCCAGAGGGGUUGAUCGAACUUCAGAAAAUCGCUGUACGAUUCGAAGACAGGAUCUAUAAGGAAGCGACAAACCAGUCUGAUUAUUUGCGGAAGAUCUCUCUGAAAAUGCUCUCCAUGGAGACGAAGACACAGCAGGCUCCGGGAAAUGCUCAAGUGAUUCCAAAUCAAAACAACCCUGCUGGUCAAGAUAAUCAAAAUAGAGCACGGUGGACUGAUGAUCAAACAAAGAUGCUCGUUUCUAUGAUGAAAGAGUAUGCUGAUGUGUCACAAUAUCGUGGUCCAAAUGGAUGGACGAAGGAAGGAUGGAAUUUCAUGGCAGCACACGUCAAUAAAGAGUUCACUAGCUCCAAUCUCACAGUUAAACAAGUAAAAUGUAGAGCGCAAAGGUUAAAGACAGAUUACGCUAUUGUCAAGUCCAUUUUAGAUAGAAGCGGAUUUCGUUGGGACCCUGAGAAGAAAGUACCAAAAUCCAUUGACGAAAAAUGGGAUGAACUGAGCCAAGAACAACGAAAGUGGAGGUUCAAAGAAUUCCCGUACUAUGAUGAUUUGAACAUAAUUUAUGAAGGUAAAGCAAUACAGGGGAAGCGAUGCAAAAGGAUAACUGAUGUGCUUGAAGAAAAGUACAACUCGCUUCAUUUUGUACCAGAGGAAACCUUUACAGAACAAGUUCUAAGGGCUCCUAGACAGAAUUCACCUAGUCAAACAUUAGGUGCUCUACGAUUAGGUGUUGGAGAUUAUAAUCGGGAUACAGAUGAAAAGUACAAACUUCCAGAAGCACAGCCAGUAAAAAAGGCUAAGAUUUCAAAAGGAAGCGAUGAAGACAAGCCUAAGAAAGGCAAGGGUGUAGCUAUCGAUAAUCUUAUUGCUGUCAUAAAGGAAGAAAUUGAAAUUUAUAAGGAUGUGAAGAAAGAGCAAAUAGAAAGUUAUAGAGAUAUCAAAAUGGUGUAGAUGGAAGAAAAUAAUCCUCACAAAGAUGCUUGUUGCAUUGGCAAUUGCAUUUACAAAGUGAAGAAUGUAGGAGACCUCAAAGCAAGAGAAUAACUAAAGAUUAUUGACUAUCUAAAAGAAAAGAGUGUAUCAGAAGAUCUUCAUGAAAGUGGAGCAUGACGUUGUUGUAGAGAUGUACAAGAAAGUGCUUGGUCUUCAUGUCUAAAGAGAAAUCAUGCUAAUGAUAUGAUCGUAUCAAUAUGAAAACUCUUUUAUCUA
Molecule: messenger RNA, 1456 nt
Organism: Lolium perenne
Lineage: Eukaryota; Viridiplantae; Streptophyta; Magnoliopsida; Poales; Poaceae
Biological process (GO): regulation of DNA-templated transcription
Molecular function (GO): transcription coregulator activity
Source: RefSeq, a predicted model, not a curated record